Alternaria viburni is the source of this 819-nucleotide messenger RNA. RefSeq lists its product as uncharacterized. The transcript has a single exon. The record is from RefSeq and is a predicted model, not a curated record. NCBI's taxonomy places the organism in Eukaryota, Fungi, Ascomycota, Dothideomycetes, Pleosporales, Pleosporaceae. The coding region runs from base 1 to 819 and encodes 272 amino acids.
AUGGAUAGCCUGCUCAGUUUAUUCCGUCCCACGCCACAGGCCCCAUCUGAUAGCGCACGUUUCGUAAGUCCGGUGCAACGUCCAACGCACUUGUGCGGUCCGCGAACCAUAUACAAUAGCGUCAAAGAUCUCAGGAAACGUGUCGACUUCUACGAAGAAAUCACCAUAUUCGCUUGGCCAUCACGCGGAGGUGUGGUCGUACUCGAGAGGCCCUGUCCAGCAGAUUUCGACUUUCUCGGCCUCGACCGUCUCGAUCCACCGAAGAAGCGUCACCCCACUCGACAAGAGGAAGACGACUUUGCUCAGCGAUUACUAUUGCUCGGCGGGAAGUGGUGGGAUUCUCCCGCUAGACACUCCCUGUUUACUCAACCCGACCACUUGCAAGAUGAGGACGAAAUGGCUGCUCUCCCUGAGCCGACGGCGAGGGAAAACGCGUGGGUUGGUGUCGCAUGGCCUAGUUCGGGCGGACUGGUCGUAGCUGAGUGGCCGACCAUGAUGUACCCCGGUGGACGCAUGGACGACGUCGCUCCAGACGAUGUGUCGAGGUUGUUCCUAUGUGUGACAAUGGACGAGAAGGCUGCAGUGCUGAUGGACAGCAAACUUGGAGGGAAGUGGUGGAAAGGAUUGGAGGAUUACGAGGGCAAAGCUUUCAUUGGCAGUUGGGAAACCCAUCGAGGCGAAGUUGGCGAACUUCAACAAACAUGGCCAAACGAUGGAGAGAGUCGGAAUCUUGGCGGUAAAGCCCUGCCUGGUUCGUCUGCUCUGGAGCCCUCUGAAGUGCUCUCGAACAGUCAUGAGUCAGCAGGAGCGCUUGUUUGA